GGCGGGACUAAGGAGCAAAGUCCGGAAGCACAGACAAAACAGGGCUGAGGAAAGGAAGAAGAAAUUAUUUGUUGCUUUUUAAAAGAACAGCGGACAUGGCUGACAACAGAGAUAAAGCCACUGAUCAAAUGAAGAUAUGGAUGCAGAAGAGAUGCUCUCAGAGGCCAGAUCAGCUGACCACAGGAGCAGGCCAUCCUAUUGGAGACAAGCUAAACCUGCAGACGGCCGGAGCAAGGGGCCCCUUGUUGGUCCAAGAUGUGGUCUUCACCGACGAGAUGGCCCACUUUGACCGUGAACGCAUCCCGGAGCGAGUGGUGCACGCCAAAGGGGCAGGAGCUUUUGGGUACUUUGAGGUAACGCACGACAUCACUGGCUACUGCAAGGCCAAGGUGUUCGAGCACGUCGGCAAAGUGACGCCCAUUGCAGUCCGCUUCUCCACUGUGGCGGGAGAGUCCGGAUCAGCGGACACAGUGCGGGAUCCCCGAGGCUUUGCAGUCAAGUUUUACACCGACGAGGGCAACUGGGACCUGACAGGCAACAACACACCCAUUUUUUUCAUCAAAGACGCCAUGUUGUUCCCGUCCUUCAUCCACUCGCAGAAGCGCAAUCCUCAGACCCAUAUGAAGGACCCGGACAUGGUGUGGGACUUCUGGAGUCUGAGACCCGAGAGUCUCCAUCAGGUCUCUUUCCUUUUCAGUGAUCGAGGUUUGCCGGAUGGCUUUCGUCACAUGAAUGGCUACGGCUCACACACCUUCAAACUGGUCAACGCCGAUGGAGAGUUGGUGUACUGCAAGUUCCACUACAAGACUGACCAGGGGAUAAAGAAUAUGUCUGUGGAGGAGGCAGACCGCCUAGUUUCCACCAAUCCAGACUACGCCAUAGGAGACCUCUUCAACGCCAUCGCUAAUGGCAACUUCCCGUCCUGGACCUUCUACAUACAGGUCAUGACGUUUGAGCAGGCGGAGAAGUUCCAGUUCAACCCGUUUGACCUCACUAAGGUUUGGUCGCAUAAGGAAUACCCGUUGAUCCCUGUGGGCAAAAUGGUCCUGAACAGGAACCCAGUCAAUUACUUUGCAGAGGUGGAGCAGCUGGCCUUUGACCCCAGCAACAUGCCGCCGGGCAUCGAGGCCAGCCCGGACAAGAUGCUGCAGGGUCGCCUCUUCUCCUACCCAGACACACACAGGCACCGACUGGGGGCCAACUAUCUGCAGAUCCCCGUCAACUGCCCCUACAGGGCCCGGGUGGCUAACUACCAGCGGGACGGACCGAUGUGCAUGUUCGACAACCAAGGUGGCGCUCCAAACUACUACCCCAACAGCUUCAGUGCGCCAGACACCCAGCUUCAGUUUGUGGAGUCCAAGUUCAAGGUGUCUCCGGAUGUAGCGCGUUACAACAGCGAGGACGAGGACAACGUGACCCAGGUGCGCACCUUCUACACUCAGGUGCUGAACGAAGAGGAACGCCAAAGACUCUGUCAGAACAUGGCAGGGGCCCUGAAAGGGGCGCAGCUCUUCAUCCAGAAGCGAAUGGUGGAAACCCUGAAAGCCGUGCAUGCAGAUUAUGCCAACAGAGUUCAGAGCCUUCUCAACAAGUACAAUGCAGAGGCCCAGAAGAACAACAUUCACGUUUACAGCCGACCAGGAGCGUCAGCCGUCACUGCCUUGUCCAACAUGUGAACGCCAGGGAGCUCAUUUCCAGACCGCAGGAUGCACUUAAGUAAUCUUUAACAAAAUAAGUCACAGAUUAUGCUAAAACCAUUUUGGGGCUAAGAACAAAAUGCUAAGCGGGGCUUCCAAUGUUAAUGUUUCAUCAUACAGACAUGAAAGUAACCAACAGUUUUUCUGCUUUACAAUGUGUGCCUUCCGUGAUAGAUGAGGACGAUUAGUUGUGGUAUUGAUUGAUUGAUGCAAUGUUGCAAAAACGGUGGCAAAAGAUACAGAAGAAGCAAAGUCACAGAAUUAUGACAGAUCAUGUAAUAAUUUCGGCAUUGCAGAUUUUUUUUCAACAGACAUUUGUAGCAAUUUUACAAAAUCUUUUACAAAUGAUUUUAAGUACAAUUUCAAAAAAUGACGUUUUAGGAGUGUAAAAGACGUACUUUUAUUACAUCUCAAUAUGCCCUCACAAAGACACACACUACAGUUAAAAAGGUGUAAAUUGCAUCAUUAUUUCAACUUGACCCGACAGUCAUACCAAUAAAUGAGGAAUAAAGUUGUAUUUGAACUAAAAUGAAUCAGUAAUAUUGUUAGUUGGACAUUAUCAUGUCAGAAUGUAAUAUUGUGUCUUUUGUUUUUACUCCAAAUAUGACCCUAGUCUCGUAAAAAACAUUUGACUUCACUGUUUUGUUAGAAUCGAAUCUUGAUCGUAGUAGUUGAUGGUUUUAUGAUUUAUGACUAAUAUCUAAUCUUGAUAGACCACGCUAGUGAAGCUGUGUUACCAGCCUGCCAUGAAUCAUAUUGAAAGUACAGGACGGUACCUUCAAGCCUUGUGAGUGUUCAAUACAAAUGGAUGAAAAUGAAAUCUUUUAUCGCUGAGUUUAAUUAACACUUGUACAAGUUUGUUCAUGUUCACUGACCUAUUCACAAAUUCAUGCUAUAGGAGGAUUGCAGCGCCUUGCAAUAUUACAAUACCGUAACACUUAUAUAAUUUACUAUAAUAAGCAUGUUGCUUCAAAAAGGCGCAAACAAGCUAAAAAUACCAAUGGACGUCCACUUCUUUGUAAAGUUGGUUGGAAUACAGCUUGGCUUUAUUAAUAAAAUGAAAAUGCGCAGCUA
Messenger RNA from Nerophis ophidion (straightnose pipefish), 2771 nucleotides. RefSeq names its product catalase (gene cat). Lineage: Eukaryota; Metazoa; Chordata; Actinopteri; Syngnathiformes; Syngnathidae. Gene Ontology annotation, cellular component: mitochondrion; peroxisome; cytoplasm. The record is from RefSeq and is a predicted model, not a curated record. The transcript is spliced from 13 exons. Gene Ontology annotation, molecular function: heme binding; catalase activity. Bases 96 to 1676 code for a protein of 526 amino acids. Gene Ontology annotation, biological process: hydrogen peroxide catabolic process; response to hydrogen peroxide.